Messenger RNA from Bombina bombina (fire-bellied toad), 3051 nucleotides. RefSeq names its product synoviolin 1 (gene SYVN1). Lineage: Eukaryota; Metazoa; Chordata; Amphibia; Anura; Bombinatoridae. The transcript is spliced from 16 exons. Gene Ontology annotation, cellular component: cytoplasm. Bases 155 to 1975 code for a protein of 606 amino acids. The record is from RefSeq and is a predicted model, not a curated record.
UUACAUAAUGUUAUAGGUUGUGCUAUAACACCCCCUUUUGCUUGUCAUUUGGUUCGUUAAACCGGAAGUGAGGUGUCUAUAGAAAAGGUACUUCCUGUUUUGAGGGCUCUGACAGCAACAGCUGGGAAGGCAAGAAGCUGGGUCACCCCUCCCUAUGGGUACCAUGAUGAGAACAGCGGUUAUGACGAGCGCCAGUCUGGCCCUCACAGGUGCUGUGAUUGCGCACGCCUACUAUCUGAAGCACCAGUUCUAUCCGACAGUGGUUUACCUCACCAAAUCCAGUCCAAGCAUGGCAGUUCUCUACAUACAAGCUUUUGUCCUGGUUUUUCUCCUGGGAAAGUUCAUGGGCAAAGUUUUCUUUGGUCAACUACGAGCAGCUGAAAUGGAGCAUCUCCUAGAGCGCUCCUGGUAUGCUGUCACCGAGACAUGCCUGGCAUUCACUGUGUUCCGUGAUGAUUUCAGCCCACGCUUUGUGGCACUAUUCACUUUACUUCUCUUCCUCAAGUGUUUUCAUUGGCUGGCUGAAGACCGUGUUGAUUUCAUGGAACGCAGUCCAAAUAUCUCAUGGUUGUUCCACUUCCGUAUCUUAGCUCUAAUGUUGCUUCUUGGAGUCUUGGACAUGCUUUUUGUUUCUCAUGCUUAUCACAGUCUUGUGACCAGAGGGGCAUCGGUGCAAUUAGUCUUUGGCUUUGAGUACGCCAUUCUUAUGACUAUGAUCCUCACAGUAUUUAUAAAAUACAUUCUGCACUCCGUGGACCUGCAGAACGAGAAUCCAUGGGACAACAAAGCAGUCUACAUGUUAUACACAGAGCUGUUGACAGGCUUUAUAAAGGUUGUGCUGUACAUGGCCUUUAUGAUUAUCAUGGUUAAGGUGCAUACGUUCCCUCUCUUUGCUAUUCGUCCCAUGUACCUGGCAAUGAGGCAGUUUAAAAAAGCAGUAACGGACGCCAUCAUGUCCAGAAGAGCAAUCAGAAACAUGAAUACACUAUAUCCCGAUGCCACCGCAGAGGAGCUCCAAGCUGUAGACAAUGUGUGUAUCAUCUGCAGGGAGGAGAUGGUGACUGGAGCUAAGAGACUGCCGUGUAAUCACAUCUUCCACACUAGCUGCCUUCGCUCCUGGUUCCAAAGACAACAGACUUGUCCAACUUGCCGUAUGGAUGUGCUCCGAGCCUCUCUUCCAACUCAGCCCCAGACACCUCCCAAUCAGCCGGAUCCUGGACAGCAGCAUCAGGCACAAACGCAGCCCAAUCUCAAUGUUCCUCCGCAACCUAAUUUUCCUGCAGGAAUCCUUCCACCUCUUCCUCCUGGAAUGUUUCCUCUCUGGCCUCCAAUGGGUCCCUUCCCUCCUCCGGUCCCUGGACCACCUCCAACCAACCCACCUGAAGAAGCACAUGCUGGGCCCUCUACUGGGUCUACUGCCUCUUCUCAAAGACCUGUUGGAAGUGCAGAUGUCAGUGGAGCGGAGACAUCACCUGGGACGGCUGUACCUGGCUUCCCUUUCCCACCUCCCUGGUUGGGAAUGCCCCUCUUCCCUCCAUUUGGUCUUCCCCCGAUGCCUAUGCCCCCUGCAGGCUUUGCAGGUUUGACAUUUGAGGAGCUGCAAGCAAUGGAGGGACAUGAGAGAAAUAACUUGGAAGCCAGAUUGCAAUGUCUGCAAAAUAUCCACACACUGCUUGACGCAGCCAUGUUACAGAUAAACCAGUAUCUUACAGUGCUGGCUACAAUCGGGCCACCUCGUCCCACUAUUUCAUCCACAUCGUCUUCCUCAGAAUCUGCUCCUUCUGGAUCUUCUCAGCCAACUCCGUCCACAGAACCUUCUUCCACAGCUCCCGAAGCAGAGUCUUCCAACCAGUCAGUUUCUCCAGAAUCUGUUGGUGCUGCUGAGGGAGAUGCUUCAUCAGAAGAGCCUGAUACAGCGGAACUAAGAAGACGCAGACUUCAAAAACUUGAAACUACUCCACCUGAAACUCAUUGAGGUCCCACACUGACUCAUAACCCUCUGAAGUCUUUUUUUAUUGGAUAGAACAGGCAAGUUAUGGCUCUGGAGAAAAACAAGAUUUCUCUUGGACUCCAAUCAGAGCCUGGCAAAACCUUUCUGGACUACUAAAUACAUAUAAAUAUAUAUUUUAUAAGAGGGACCACAUGAUGGAGAUACUACCAGCCUCGUUAAUCUUAUGUUGGACUCACUUCGGUAAAAUUAAAGAUUGAGGCUUUAUGUGACUUGAUCUUUAGUUUUUUUUUGUUUUUUUCUUUUAGACAUUUCUAAAUCUACUUAGAUCCCGAUUAGGGAUACAUAACUCUUGUACUCUCUCCUUAAGGGUAACUCAUAAUGGUGAGAGCAUUCUUAUACCCAAAAUAUGUUCCAUAGGUUAAGGCGCAUACCUAAUGUGCAGCAAAGUUAUGUGACCUAGAGGUGUUUAUUAGGUUACAGGUCAGUCUGCUGUAGGAGGAAAAAUACGACAGUAAUGUGCAAAAUAUCUAAGUAGGAUUCCGGUGAAUUUUUGCUUUUUAACUGACAGGUAUCUGCAGUAUCAAUACUGAUUUUUGUUCAGACGGUAAAAAAAGAAUGAUCAGAUAAAUAAAAGGGACAUUAAACUCUAAUUAACCCCCAACCAAAAGCAUAUGCAGAGUAACGUUUGUAAUAUAAAGUCACUAUUUAUUUUUUAUUUUAAUUUUAUUAUUUUUGCUUUUUUCCGCUGAAGUUUGGAGUGCAUCCUGCAAGGUUCUGAGUUUGAAUUCUAAGCAUUCUACACAGUGAUUUGUUAACCAAUGUAGGUUAUCGCUUAUAUCUGCCUCUGAUUGGCCAGAACAAAUGAGAUAAGACAAACUAAAGUAGCUAUUUUCCUAAUCUGCAAUACAAUGCAAAUGUUGCUAAUUUAUUUUAUUUGCAGAUCUCUGGCAAUGCAAUGCUUAAUUGCUGAUAUAUAUACAAAAAUGACUUUAAUGUCCCUUUUAAGGCACAAUAAUAUUUUCAUAUUUUUAAGAUUGAAUUGCAAUCAGCAAAGUGUUACAUAUGUUGAAAUGUUAUAAUAAAAAGAAAAAUAGUUCAAA